Messenger RNA from Paracoccidioides brasiliensis Pb18, 1404 nucleotides. RefSeq names its product protein png1. The transcript has 3 exons. The record is from RefSeq and is a predicted model, not a curated record. Gene Ontology annotation, biological process: glycoprotein catabolic process; protein quality control for misfolded or incompletely synthesized proteins; protein deglycosylation. Gene Ontology annotation, cellular component: nucleus; cytosol. Gene Ontology annotation, molecular function: peptide-N4-(N-acetyl-beta-glucosaminyl)asparagine amidase activity. The coding region runs from base 1 to 1404 and encodes 467 amino acids.
AUGACUGAUCAUCCUCAUCGUUCUGGAGCCCGGGCUUCCUGCCCACCUCGUCCUUCUACCUCGUCCUCUAAAGCUUAUGAUGCCUCGCAACUCACAAGACAGUUCGAGCAAUUACUGCGUACCCGCCGUCUGAACUCCUUGCAGGAACGCUCCCGCUCCAGAACUGCUUCUCCUUCUCCAGCUCCCUCACACAGACUCAUGCAUAACUAUCAAUCUUACUCACAACGAACUCAUCCACAACCACAAUCAUCACAACAACCCUCACAAUCACCCUCGCAGCCACCAUCAUACUCUCUUCGAAGUCUCCCUCUUGUCCCAGCCCCUCCUCAGGACCCUACCUCCUUCAAAUUCCGCAAUCUGCUCCAUGUCUUGUCCGUCACACCAACUAAAUAUGAAAACCCGGGCUUGCUCGAUGAAGCCCUGGCUGUAAUCCCUUUGGAUAGGCUGUAUGCUGAAGCAGAGGAGGAGUGUCAAAUAUUACAGGCUGAGGCUGCCAGUAUGGGUGAGAAUGUGAAACCCCAGUGGGGUUACCAAGAUUGUGUCAUCAAGGCCCUGCUAAGGUGGUUCAAACGUUCCUUCUUCCAAUUCGUCAAUAACCCCCCUUGCUCCGUCUGCUACAGCCCUACCAUCGCCCAAGGGAUGACCCCUCCUACCCCUGACGAAACUGCUCGCGGCGCAACUCGAGUUGAACUUUAUCGAUGCUCAGAUCCAGGUUGUGGAGCAAAUGAGAGAUUCCCCCGCUAUUCAGAUGUUUGGGCCCUGUUGCAGUCACGACGGGGACGGGUGGGUGAAUGGGCCAACUGCUUUUCGAUGUUGUGCAGGGCUGUGGGUGGUCGAGUCAGAUGGGUCUGGAAUUCUGAGGACUACGUGUGGACUGAAGUGUAUUCGGAACAUCAAAAGAGGUGGAUUCACGUCGAUGCUUGCGAAGAGGCCUGGGAUAAUCCCCGGCUAUAUACUGAAGGGUGGAAUCGCAAAAUGGCAUAUUGUAUUGCAUUCUCAAUCGACGGCGCAACCGACGUUACACGACGAUAUGUUCGCAACCCAGCAAAACACGGCAUAUCCCGUACACGUGCUCCCGAGGAGGUUCUACUCUGGGUCAUCCAUGAAAUACGACGAAUGCGACGGGAUAAUCUUUCCAAAGCGGAGCGUCGACGACUGAUGAAGGAGGAUGAACGGGAGGAGCGGGAACUUCGUGGAUACAUGGCUCAGGCGAUUGCGACGGAAAUCAACAACUUGUUCCCCAAUGAACAGCUCAAUACCAACACCAGCAUCAAUGGCAACAGCGCAUCGUCUGAUGAAACAAAGAUUCCCGUAGCGUCCCGGAAUGGAACGGUGGAAUGGGUAAAUCCUACCGCCAGCCAGACUGGGCAGCCCAAUCCUGAUCGAUCGAAUCAGGGUCGAUAG